CGCAAACUUGUAGAACGUUGAAACCCCCCACUCACACGAAGUGUAUAUAUCCUCUUCACAACACAAACAUAAACAUUACUUCAAACAAAGACUUGAAAGAACUAUCUUUGUUUUCACUCAUAUCUUAUCUUUAUUAAAUGAUCCAUACACCAACCGGGUCGAGUCGUCGGAUUCUGACCUUUCCGGCGGUGAAUCCAUGCGAAUCGAUCUCUUUAACCACUCUCGUCGACUCACUUUUACAACUCGCCGGCGAGAUUCUUAGCUUCAAACCAAAACACUUCUCUACCAACAAAAGAAGUGUUAAAGAAACUCUCCGACAUGUUCAAACUCUUGUGAUCUUCUUUGAAGAGCUCCGGAUUCAAAUCCGAGUCGGGUCAAUACCGGCGGGUCGUUCGGUAAUCUUGAGCCUUUCAGAGCUUCACGUCAUCUUCCAGAAACUCAAGUUCCUACUAGACGACUGUACAAGAGAUGGAGCUAAGCUAUAUAUGUUAAUGAACUCCGGUCAAGUCUCGGCUCAUUUCCGGGAUUUGACCCGAUCCAUAUCCACUAGCCUCGACACGUUUCCAGUCAGGUCUGUUGACUUACCUGGAGAAGUUAAUGAGCUAAUCUAUCUAGUAAUGCGUCAGACUCGAAAAUCCGAAGCAAGACCCGACCGAGACGACAAACGAGCUAUAGACUCUGUUUAUUGGUUCUUUAAUCUGUUUGAGAACAGAAUUAAUCCGAAUUCUGAUGAAAUACUCCGAGUUCUUGAUCACAUUGGUGUAAGAAAAUGGAGAGAUUGUGUCAAAGAGAUCGAUUUUUUACGAGAAGAGAUCUCCGUGGGGAAGAAGAGUAACAUCGAAAUCGAGCUUCUCAGCAACUUAAUGGGGUUCAUAUGUUACUGCAGAUGUGUUAUACUUCGAGGCAUUGAUGUUGAUGAUGAAGAGAAAGACAAGGAAGAAGAUGAUUUGAUGAUGGUUCGAAGUUUAAACGUUGAUGAUCUUCGUUGUCCGAUUUCUCUAGAGAUCAUGAGUGAUCCAGUGGUUUUAGAAUCAGGACACACUUAUGAUCGGAGCUCUAUCACAAAGUGGUUCGCUUCCGGUAACAUUACGUGCCCUAAAACCGGUAAAACUUUGGUUAGUACUGUGUUGGUGGAUAACUUCUCUGUCAAGCAAGUGAUUCAAAGCUACUCCAAGCAAAACGGUGUAGUUAUGGGUCAAAAGGGGAAGAAGAAGGUGGAUGUGGCGGAGAGUUUAGCGGCGGAAGAAGCUGGAAAACUAACGGCGGAGUUUCUCGCCGGAGAAUUGAUCAAGGGAGACGAAGAAGAGAUGGUUAAAGCAUUAGUGGAGAUUCGAAUUCUCACCAAGACGAGUACUUUUUACAGAUCGUGUUUAGUGGAAGCUGGAGUUGUUGAAUCGUUGAUGAAGAUUCUUCGUUCGGAUGAUCCGAGGAUCCAAGAGAACGCCAUGGCUGGGAUUAUGAAUUUAUCGAAAGAUAUCGCCGGAAAAACUCGAAUCGUCGGAGAAGACGGUGGUGGAUUAAGGCUAAUCGUUGAGGUUUUAAACGAUGGUGCGAGAAGAGAGAGCAGACAAUACGCAGCAGCUGCUCUGUUUUAUCUAUCUUCUCUCGGAGAUUACAGCAGAUUGAUCGGAGAAAUCUCUGAUGCGAUUCCGGGAUUGGUGAGAAUCGUUAAAAGUUGCGAUUACGGUGAUUCAGCGAAACGCAACGCGUUAAUCGCGAUUCGGAGUUUGUUAAUGAACCAACCUGAUAAUCACUGGCGGAUCCUCGCCGCCGGAAUUGUUCCUGUUCUUCUAGAUUUAGUGAAAUCGGAGGAGAUUAGCGACGGAGUUACGGCGGACUCGAUGGCGAUUUUAGCGAAAAUGGCUGAGUAUCCCGACGGGAUGAUAUCAGUGCUCCGUCGUGGGGGAUUAAAACUCGCGGUGAAGAUAUUGGGUUCGUCGGAGGUUUCGCCGGCGACGAAACAGCAUUGUGUUGCUCUGCUUUUGAAUCUGUGUCAUAACGGCGGAAGUGACGUCGUUGGGUCUCUGGCUAAGAAUCCGUCUAUCAUGGGGUCGCUUUACACGGCGUCAAGUAACGGAGAGUUGGGAGGUGGGAAAAAGGCAAGUGCUCUAAUUAAAAUGAUCCACGAGUUUCAGGAGAGGAAAACCGGUCCGGGUGAACCGGUUCUAGAAAGAGAACGGUUUGUCCACGCCUGGUGAUGAUUUGAUGAUACACAAUAACUCUUUGAGCUUUUUUUUUAUCAAAGAGUUAAUAUAACUUCAUUUUUUAUAGGUUAAGGUUGAAAUACUAUAUUUUACAAUACUUGUGUAUAUUUUAGUUCUGGGAUUUUUAAUAACCCAAAGAGCUAUACUAUUGUAAUCAGUCUCUUGUUUUCAAAAUGUAAUGUAAUAAAGCAUUACCGAUUUUUGAACUAAAGUGAAGA
Messenger RNA from Arabidopsis thaliana (thale cress), 2422 nucleotides. RefSeq names its product ARM repeat superfamily protein (gene PUB19). The coding region runs from base 138 to 2198 and encodes 686 amino acids. Gene Ontology annotation, molecular function: ubiquitin protein ligase activity; ubiquitin-protein transferase activity. Gene Ontology annotation, biological process: regulation of seed germination; protein ubiquitination. NCBI's taxonomy places the organism in Eukaryota, Viridiplantae, Streptophyta, Magnoliopsida, Brassicales, Brassicaceae. The transcript has a single exon. The record is from RefSeq and is marked reviewed.